AUGGUGAAGUAUCNCAUACUAUCGAAAACGGAAAGUCACUUGACUAAAAAUUGGUGCAAUUUAAUCUCUCAACCGAUUCUCCCAGAGGAAAGACUAGUUUUAACGCUGAGAUUUCUUGCAACUGGAUCGUCGUACAGUAAUUUAGCCUUCUCUUUUCGCAUGGGAGCGACAACUGUCAGUCAAAUCGUCAACGAAUGCAUGAACGUUAUCUGGAUUGUUUUGGAACAUGUGCACAUGCCUAUCCCCGAUGUGCAUAAGUUUUUGGAAAUUUCCCAGCAGUUUUUUGAGAAGUGGCAAUUUCCUCAUUGCUUGGGAGCUCUUGAUGGUCGACACGCCGUUGAAGAUGCUAAAUACAAAUACAUUUUCAUUGAUGUUGGUAAUUACGACCAUCAAAGUGACCCUGGCACAUUUAGAGCAUCGAAUUUCGAUGGUGCUUACGCUUUAAUGCCAAACGUGAUGAAGCCAUAUCCUGAUCAAAACUUGUCUAGAGAACAAAUUUUGUUUAACAAAAGACUGUCACGAGCUCGACAAUCGCCAGAUGUUGCAUCUCUGAUCGUCAAGUGCACUUGCUUACUACACAACAUUGUAAUGGAUGUAGAAAAAGAAAAUUUUUUGAAUGAAUUAUCAUCGGGUAAUCAUGGGUUUGUUCAUACUAGUACUACAGAAAAUGAAUCUGUUCUAGGAUCUGCAGCUAAAGUGCGCGAAAAUUUAAAAAAUUAUUUGGCUACAUGUUAA
This is a messenger RNA of Copidosoma floridanum, 735 nucleotides long. RefSeq names its product protein ANTAGONIST OF LIKE HETEROCHROMATIN PROTEIN 1-like. Lineage: Eukaryota; Metazoa; Arthropoda; Insecta; Hymenoptera; Encyrtidae. The record is from RefSeq and is a predicted model, not a curated record.